GACCUCAAUGAAUGCCUCAGCCCUUCUCUUCAAACGCAAACAGACAAACGAACAAUCUCCCUCUCCCUCUUUCUUCACAGAGAAACCAUGAUACCCAUUUCUCCCUUCUAUUCAAUCCUUCCAAAACCUCCUUUCUCUCUCUAAAUUCACUCUUUCUCCCUCUCUCUAUAAUGGCGAUCGUAACAGGAGAUCGUUACCUGGAAAAACUAGUCAAAUUCGUCGAAGAACAAGCCGGUCCGUUAAUUGACGGAACCCUAGUCUUGAAGCUCAACCCAGCUGGUCUCCACUACGUGAAUUCGCGACUCGAAUCACUACACGAGCUGGAGAAUUUGUUAUCCGGAGCUCCGGUCGAUUAUCUUCGCGCUUACGUUUCUGACCUUGGUGACCACCGUGCUCUCGAGCAGUUGCGGCGUAUUCUACGUUUGUUGACGGAGUUGAAGGUUGUUUCGGUCUUGCCUCUUCCGACGCGUGAUCCCACGCCGGUUUGUUUGGUUCCGUUUGGGAGGUUGAGGGUUUUGGAACUUAGAGGUUGUGAUUUGUCUACCUCGGCUGCGAAAGGGUUGCUUGAAUUGAGACAUACUUUAGAGAAGAUUGUUUGUCACAAUUCUACUGAUGCAUUACGGCAUGUAUUUGCAAGUAGGAUUGCUGAGAUAAAGGACUCGCCACAAUGGAGUCGGUUGUCAUUUGUAUCUUGUGCGUGUAAUCGAUUGGUUUUGAUGGAUGAGUCUUUGCAACUUCUUCCUGCAGUGGAAACUCUUGAUUUGAGUCGAAAUAAGUUUGCGAAGGUGGAUAAUUUGCGGAAGUGUACCAAAUUGAAGCACUUGGAUCUUGGGUUCAAUCAUCUGAGAUCAAUUGCACCCUUUUGUGAGGUGUCCUGUCACAUUGUUAAACUUGUUUUGAGGAACAAUGCUCUAACUACAUUACAUGGGCUUGAGAAUUUGAAGUCACUUGAAGCACUUGAUGUAUCCUGCAAUAUAAUUUCCAAUUUCUCAGAUCUGGAGUUCCUUGCUAGCCUCCCAUGUCUACAAAACUUGUGGUUGGAAGGAAAUCCUUUGUGUGGUGCCCGAUGGUAUCGAGCUCAAGUAUUCAGUUAUUUUGUUCAUCCAGAUGCUGUGAAGUUAGAUGACCGGGAAAUUAGCACAAGGGAGUUUUGGAAGAGGCAAAUCAUAAUUGCCAGCAGGCAGAAACAACCAGCCAGCUUUGGAUUUUAUUCUCCUGCAAAAGGAGAUGCUCACGGAGUGGGGAUUAUGAACAGGAAAAGGGGAAAAGUAUCUCGUCUUGCUUCAAUUGCAAAUAAAGAAGAGAGCAUGUAUUUUUCUUCUGACCACGAGUCUCCAACUUGUGAUUAUGAGAUUCAAAGCAAAGAGGAGAAUGCCAUGUCUGAUGACGAAGCUGAAAUAGUCGAUCUAAUUAAUAGAGUUGAGCUCAUGAAAAAGGAGCGUUCUAUUCUUUGGUUGCGAGAAUUUAAGGAGUGGAUGGAUCAUGAAUCAGAGAAUAUUGUGGAUUGCAGUACAUAUUGUGGGGUUACAUUGCAUCAUGCCAAGGAAAAUCAUCCAAUAAACAAGUCAACACAGAAGGACCACUGUGAUAGUUCUAGAUAUUCCUUGGAUGCGCUUCAAGCUUCAGGAGAUGAGACCAGCACAAAUCUCUUUGAGUCUGAUAGUUCAUUUGUUGACACUGGUUCAUAUGGUGGGGUUGCUUUACCAGGUAUGGGGAACAUGAAUCUAGGACAGAAGCAUCAAAAGUCUUAUUCAAAUGAAGGGUGUGAUAGCAUGUCUAUGCAAGGUAAAAGUUCUCACACAGAUAGCUCUACUGUCCAAGGAGUCCAUACAAUACUUGAAAAUGGAAGCAUAUCACUGUUAACCGCUCAUUCAUCUUCUGCUUAUCCUAGGUCUCCUCCUCAUUAUGAGGAGGACAUUUUGCAUCGACGCCACAACUUGGUGGAAGAAAUUCUGCAGCUACCUGCAGAGUCCUAUUCAGUGGCAUCAUCCGAUGGUAAUACAAGCUCUAGUGAUGAUGAUUUAUAUGAACUUGGGCCUUCAUCAUAUGAAGUUGAUAAAUCAGAGAAUGGAGAGUACUUGAAUCCCGGGGCUGGAGGGCACUUAUUUUCCAAUCUUUUGAAGGAUCAAGGACAUGGAAUUCAUCAUGUGAGGAAAGAGGACAAUUAUCUAUUUGAUUCACAAACCCCUAAUUCACCAAAACUCUUAAAUUCAAACUGCAAUGAUAUUUCCUCUGGUUCCCAUGAUAUUGAAAUUGCUAAUUUUUCCAACCAAGAGGCUUAUUUACUGGAGAAGAAGAAAAACAAAAGGAAAUCAAGAAGAAGAGUCAUUUCUCUGUUAGAGAAUGUGGUUGGCAGGAUAGGGAGACCAGAAAAAUCAGAUGGAAAUGAGGAUACCUGUGGAGCUGAUUUGGUGGAAGAGCAGAGGGAAAUAGUUGUUCAUGGGAGUGGUUUUCAUGAAAUUAUUGAUAAAAAACAGCUGUACACAAACUCUAUUGCAACCUUGGAUGCUGCAAAUGUCACUGGAUUCUCUGAUGAUUUUAUUGAGAAAUAUUUUAAUGAGAAUGUUGCCGAUUCCAGAAUUAAUGAGAGCAUUAGGAGUUAUAUGUGUUGUGAUUGUGUACUUGAGCCAGAAUCCUUGUGCAGAGAAAGAGAAGUAGUCUUGUUGCUGAGCAGUGAAGACAAGCUGUAUGUACUGCUCAUUGAUGUAGCAUUUGAUGGAUCAGGAAGCAUUUUAAGUUUGCUGGGUUGGUAUAGGGUUGAAGAUGUUAGGGAAGUUUUAGUUGGUAUAGGACUUCAGGUCGUGAGGGUAUACAUUGAGAGGGGAGCAACCUACCUAUUUCUAACACGGAGCAUUGAGAAGUCAAGGCAGUUACUCCAUAUCUUGCAAGUUUCCAGGGCAUGUUCAACAAAUAAUAAAUGUUUGUUAAAAAGUUUGGAGCAGGUUCAGGUCAAGUUGUUUGAUCAACAAAUAUGUAGAGGUUCAAAACUGAGCAUAUUCCAAUAUUCUAUGGUGCAUCUUUGGCACAGGCAGGAUGAAGAGGAUUCAUGGCUUCCCAGAUCACUUUUUGUAAGUGGUGGGCAUGUGCUUUUGUGUGUUGAAGAUUUUAAGCAGUUCAACAGUCCUUCCAUGGAUGCAUCUUCACCUCCAUAUUUCUUGUUUGAUUCAUGUUGCUCCAUCAGUGACGUGUCGGAGCUGGUCAUCGAAGCCAAGGAGAGUUGGUUUGUGACCUUAGCCCUUCGAAAUGCCACAAAAAGCUUCUGCCUCGCAUCCAUAUCUCAAAAGGAUGUCAAAACAACUAGCAAUGAUAACGCAGCUUCAGUUUCUUUGACAUGGAAGCUUAAGUGGUUCUCGAAAGAGAGCCUAUUAAAUUUUGUGGCUUUGUUAAAGGCAAUUCAUGCAGCAGGGGCAGCCACAGCACCAUUGCUGGUGACGCAUACUUCAUGAGCCCGGCCCGCAUUCAUGUUUUUGUUUGUCAUAUUCAUUUCAUUCUUUUUGAUUUAGGGUUUUCAUUUUCCUUGUCUGGUAAAUGCAUUUAGUAUCCUGGACAUGGUGAGUCGAUAGCGUUCUUAUUCUUUCAUUUGUAUUCUUUAUGGUUGAUCCUUUUUCUCCUGUACAGAUUGUACGGUAUAGAACAUCGAGGUAAAUUGUCAUUAGCUCGGUUUUGAUUGUCCAUGGAUUGCCUUUCUUGUAUUUUUUUUGUUCAUAUCAUCCUGUAGGUGUCUAUUGUGCCACCAUUUAAGAAUGUGCAGCUGUUAGAUCGAUGCAUUAGACAUUGUAUGAUUGAAGGAAAUCGUGAACAAAAAGCCUGGGGGUUCUUUUGAAAAUCGAUUCUUUUCCUGAAAUAACAGAGAUUCUACUCAAAAUGCAAA
Messenger RNA from Populus nigra (black poplar), 3871 nucleotides. RefSeq lists its product as uncharacterized. Gene Ontology annotation, cellular component: cytoplasm. NCBI's taxonomy places the organism in Eukaryota, Viridiplantae, Streptophyta, Magnoliopsida, Malpighiales, Salicaceae. The transcript has 11 exons. Gene Ontology annotation, molecular function: protein binding. The coding region runs from base 12 to 3446 and encodes 1144 amino acids. The record is from RefSeq and is a predicted model, not a curated record.